AUGCCGCCGGUUGACACGGCUGCUGACGGUUGCGAUGCCCGGUGUGGCGGUGGCGGUGGCGGUGGCGGUGGCGGUGGCGGUGGCGGUGGCGGUGGCGGUGGCGGUGGCGGACAGUACCCUGAGGGUGCCCGGGUGGUCGACGAGGUGGGGCAUGCUGUCGAGGUCUAUCCGUCGCUCCUGGCCAGAGCCGGGCAGUAUGUCGACGGCAGUACGGUGAGCGAAGUGGCGGUGCCGAUGGUCUGUCUCACGGGUACCGUGCCCAUUGUUUACCAGGGCCAGCGGUACAACCUGCCAAUCACUCUCUGGCUCCGGCACGACUACCCGUACUCACCGCCCGAGACGUACAUCACCCCGGCGCCCAACAUGACCUUCAAGGUCGGCCACCCGCACGUCGAUCUUGCUGGCCGCUGUCGCCUUGAGUACCUCGACCAGUGGAACGGUGAUAAUGGCUCAUCGCUCGUCGCGCUUCUCGUCCACAUGUCCGAUGUGUACUCGAUCGACCCGCCGCUGUACUCCAAGCCGCCCGAGCCUGCAACUGCGCCUGCACUGGCGUUCACUCUACCUAUAUCUCAUGCGAGUCCCAAUGUCAGUGUUGGAGGCCCGCCGCCGAUGCCACCUCCACCAGCGUUUGACGAUCGCCCGGCACCACCGGCUUAUGACGAGCCUCCACCUGUUGCCGCUGCCAACGCCGACGCCGACGCCGUCGAUGCUGCCGACGUUGCGCAUGCUACCCGUGAGCAGGAGCAGGAGCAGGAGGCUGCGAUUAUGCUUGAGUCGCUGCAGAGCGCGGUGCGCGAAAAGCUGACGCGUGCGCUGCAGACGUUUGAGCUCGAGGCGAACCAUGACGUGGCGCGGCUCUGCGAUCUGGAGAGCAGGUUCAAGGAUGGGCGGAGCCAGCUGGAGACCGGUAUUAUGCGCUUGGAGGCCGAACUGGCGGCAACCCGGCAAGCGUGCCAUAUGAUUGCACGUACCACCGACGAGGCGCAGGCCGUGAUCGAGACUGAGCUCGCACGCCCGCCGUACAGCGUCGAUGCCGACAUCGUCCCGGCCACACCGCGCCAACAGCAGCUGCUGGACGCCGUGGCAGAGAACAUGGCCAUCGAGGACGCAUUUUACUUUCUCAACCGCGCCCUACAAACUGGCAUCAUCCCGCUUCCGCAAUUUCUCAAGGAGGUUCGCGUUCUCGCGCGUUCUCAGUUUCUUGCGCGUGCCGUCCUUAAUCGGCUGCACCGGUAGGUGUGCCCAGCUCGGGGACUAGCCCGGUCAGGGACCAAAGGAGGUGUUGAUGUCGAAUGAGUACAACGAGUGAGGUCAUAAUGAAGCCGAGGAUCCGAGCAGGUCGUCCAGCGAGUUGCUCCCAUCAUCGCUCUCGUCAUCGCUCCCUGAAUCGUCGUCAUCGCUCUCGUCAUCGCUCCCUGAAUCGUCGUCAUCGCUCCCUGGAUCCUCGUCAUCGACACCGGCAUUGCUCCCUACGUUGUCUUUGUCGACGACGCCUCCAUCACCGCCAUCGCCUUCGUCACGAACCCCUUCACCGUCCGCAACGACACGGCGCCUUGCCUUGGCCAGCGGCACAUGCGUUCGCGCCUCGACCGACUCAUGCAGCAGCGGGACAAGCGCGGCAUUGGCAGCGACGACACUCGGCGUCUCCAGAUGAGUAUUGAGGGCAGCAAGCGAGGCCCAAGACUCAAUCACCGUAUACUGCGGCCGCUCCAGCCCCGGGCCACCCACCACGCGCAAGAUCUCGUACCGGGUGCACCCGGCCUGCCCCGCC
This is a messenger RNA of Thecamonas trahens ATCC 50062, 1771 nucleotides long. RefSeq lists its product as uncharacterized. Gene Ontology annotation, biological process: protein modification process; endosome to lysosome transport; protein transport. Bases 1 to 1236 code for a protein of 411 amino acids. Gene Ontology annotation, cellular component: ESCRT I complex. The transcript has a single exon. The record is from RefSeq and is a predicted model, not a curated record. Gene Ontology annotation, molecular function: ubiquitin binding. NCBI's taxonomy places the organism in Eukaryota, Apusomonadida, Apusomonadidae.